This is a messenger RNA of Monoraphidium neglectum, 1785 nucleotides long. RefSeq names its product beta-glucosidase. Gene Ontology annotation, biological process: carbohydrate metabolic process. The transcript is spliced from 5 exons. NCBI's taxonomy places the organism in Eukaryota, Viridiplantae, Chlorophyta, Chlorophyceae, Sphaeropleales, Selenastraceae. Gene Ontology annotation, molecular function: beta-glucosidase activity. Bases 1 to 1785 code for a protein of 594 amino acids. The record is from RefSeq and is a predicted model, not a curated record.
AUGAGCGCAAACCUGCAGCCUGGGAGUGCCGCCGUGCACUCUGGCGAGCCCCCGGAAAAAUUGAAGAAAAAGGGGAGCUUCUCCAACUUGGUGGCAUCACUCAGCAAGAAGAAGGGUAGCAGCAGCGACCUUGCGGACGCAGACAGCGCGGGGAACCCACCAGCGACCAAGCCUGAGAAAAAGAGCCUGUUCGGCAGAAGCAAGUCAAAGCAGGCGGCCGGCGAUGCCGCAGCGGAGGCUGCGCUGCCGCCGCCAGCCAGCACGGGGCUAGGGCCGUUGGCGCGCAAGCGGACAGAGGAGCUGAAACAUGGCGAGGCCGACGACGUGGCGGGCACAAAGGACCAGUCCGUGCCGCACGGCGCCACCGUGACGCUCAAGGCGGACGCGACCACGCCGGCCGCGCCUGCGCCUGCGCCCGCGGCCGUGCCUGCGCCUGCGCCUGCGCCUGCGCCUGCGCCUGCGCCUGCGGCCGCGGCUGACGAGGCCGAGCCGCCGAAAAAGCAGAGCAAGUCCGUGUUCUCCCGGGCGCGCAGCGCGGCGCAAAAAGGCCUGGCCACGGCGGUCAAUGGCGCCCCGCAGUCGCGGCACCGCGCCGCGGUGGUGGCAGCGCUUGCGGGGAGGGAGGCGGAUGAGGAGUUUGCACCGGCUGAUUAUGCAGAGGGGGAGCUCAAGAAGCCGCCGGCGCCCACACCAUCCAGGGAGGCGGCCGUCGUUGAGGCAGCACCUGCGGCGCCCACCGACGCGCCCAGCGAGCCGCGCGCUCCUGCGGCCGCCGUCAAGGCGCCGGCUGGGAGCGGCGGCGUCGCAGCGGCCGUGUCUGGUUUAGAUGGGGCUGAGAGGGCCAAGCGCUUCGACCCUUCUGAAGGUUUUGCAGCCGCCGCGACGUUUGGCAUGGGAGAGAGCCCGACGGCCACCAAGGCUGCCAAGGCGGCCGUGCAGGCAGUCGCACCCCCUCGGUCUGACGGCGGCUCGUCCGCCGGCAAGAUCCGGGCAGGCACGCCAGAGGCAUAUGCCACAGAUGUGGUGACGGAGGCGGCGGCGACUGAGGGGCCGUCCGCCGCGGCGGAGCGCGCUGGGGAGGGGGCAGGGGCGGGCCGCAGAGCGCGGGCGCGGCGCCAGCCGGGCAGCGGCGACGGCGGCGUGAACAGCGACGACGACUUCGUGGCGGCGGAGGAGGGCACGCCGUCCGAGGGCGGCACGUCCGAGACGACGACUGACACCGGCGACCGCGGCGGCGCUGGCGUGGUCGGCGUGCUGGGGCGCGUGCGCAGCGGCGUGGCUAAGGGCCUCGCCAUCGCCGUCAACGGGCGCGAGGACGAGCAGCGCUACGGCGCCGCCGCCGCCGCCGCGGCGGCAGCUGCGGCCGCCGCAGCGGCCGACGCGGAGGCCGCUGAGGCGGCGCGGCGGGAGGCGGCGGAGCGCGCAGCGGAGGACGCGGCGGAUAGGGGCCCUGAGAAGGAGCCGCCGGUCCGGAAGUUUCCGCGCGGCUUCAUGUGGGGCACGGCCACGAGCGCCUACCAAGUUGAGGGCGCCUUCAAGGACGAGGGCAAGGGGCUGAGCAUCUGGGACGCGUUCGCGCACGCGCCCGGGAAGAUCAGCGGCGGCCACACCGGCGACGUCGCGGCGUGCCACUACUACAGGUACAAGGAGGACGUGGCCCUGAUGAAGGCCAUGGGGGUGGGGUACUACCGCUUCUCCAUAGCCUGGUCGCGCGUGAUGCCAAACGGCAAGGGCCAGGUCAAUGAGGCGGGGCUGGCCUUCUACAACAGGCUCAUAGACGAGUGA